UCGAGGUUUCUUCUGAACAGACGAACAACAUAACCAAUAUCGCAGAGUUUAAUCUGUCUACUUCAUAGCUUCAAGGUCAUAUUAAAUGGCAGGGAGAAGCCGUUAUCCUCGUGAGGCAUAUGACAACCGGCGUGGGCAUCUCCCAGGAGGGCCUCCAUCUCUGGGCCAUAUGUCUCGACCUAUGCCACCCCAUCCUGCUAUGUUGGAGGAAGAACUUGAAAUGCAACAUCAUGAAAUCCGCCGCCUUCUGGGUGAAAAUAGGAGGUUAGCUGAAGAUCGAAUCGCUCUGCAGCAAGAGCUGGGUGCCGCCAGAGAGGAACUUAGGCGAAUGAAUAUUGCAAUUGCUGAUAUUCAAGCAGAACAAGAAAUACAUUCAAGGCAGCUUAUCGAAAAUGGUUUGAAACUGGAAGCUGAUCUUCGUGCCACUGAACCUCUGAAAAAUGAGGCUGCACAACUCCAUGCUGAAGUCGAGAGGCUAAAUUCUUUAAGGCACGAUCUAUCUGCGCAGGUUCAGAUUCUCAAGAGAGACCUUGCAAAGCUGCAAGCUGAUAACAAGCAACUUCCAGCUUUAAGAGCAGAGCAUGAGGGACUUCACCAGGAGCUUAUGCAUGCUAGAGCUGCUAUUGAUUAUGAGAGGAAAGGAGGUAUGGAGCUGAUGGAACAAAGACAGGCAAUGGAGAAGAACUUGGUUUCUAUGGCUCGUGAAGUCGAAAAGCUCCGUGCUGAACUUACAAAUACUGAUGUCAGACCAUGGGGUGCUGAUGAUCGUGGUUCUGGAUGCUGGAAAUACAUUUUCUAAUGGUUUGGAAGAGCAAGUUUGAUUUUAUAUUUGAUGCAGCGAAAUAGGUGGAAAAAGUUUGUCAAGCGGAUGCCUCCCUCCUGUUCUGCUGAUUUAUUGAUCUUUGGACCUCGUUCAUGAUCCAGAAACGAGUUGUAUGAAAAACGAUGCAAUCGAUCUUGGACUGUAUUUCUGAUCCAGAAACGAACUGUACGGAAAACAAUGCAAUCGAUCCUGGACCGUAUUCGUGAUCCAGAAAACAACCAUAAGAAUAACAAAUAUGAUGAAAUCAAUUUGGGACUCUUGCCCAGGAAAACGACGAUGGAAAAACGUUGCAAUCUGUCUGGGAUCGCAGAAUGUGUCCGAAGUUUAUAUGUGGAGUUUGAUAAGUUGGAAAUGUGUUCAAAAGCGGCCUUUCUGAUCAAGUUCAGAAUAUGACCAAUUUUAGUUAAGGUUCUGAGGGAUGUAAUGGAAAUCUCAUCUUUCCGGGUUCUAAUCUAGGUGCUGGUAAAGCCCUUAUGGCCAUGGAGAUUCACCUAUACGAGAAUUGAGGGCAUUUGUGGUUGGCUGGGGAUUAGUCGGUGUGCAUAAGCCAAUACCAGCCAGUUCAAACUACCCAAGGUUUGUUGCUAGUUAGCAUCGCCAACAACCAUGCUAUUUUAGAAAGCUUCAACAGUUGUGCUAUUCUCUCCUCUCGCAUCAUUUCUGCAUCAGAUAAUGAGCCCCAACUCGGCGGCUUCUAUUAGGAAGGUGGCGCAAAGGAUGCCAACUCAAAAGCGGGUCUCAAUCUUGGCUCAGGAACUCCCGGAUCCUUCUUUCCGCUUUAGGUAACGCGGUCGGCUUGAAAUGAGCCUCUACUUCUAUUACAGAACUUUCCUUAUGGGGAUGAUCUAUACUACUAACUAUAUAUAACUCACUCUAUUCCUUUGUAAUGAAGGAAUUACGUUGACCUUAACUUGACAGAUUCAUCCAAUUGAACCCAAACUCAAAGGAGGACCACAAGCUUGGGUCCCCGGGUAUGCGUUAGCGCCCUUGACAAGCACUCCAGAACCCACCAACGCUCGUGAAAACCCUUUUAAAAAAAUCAAAUACCUAAAAAAUAUUAAAUCAAAUAUAGUUUGACAAAAUACAUUAUUGAAAAUCUCUUGUCAAGACGAUCAAAA
Molecule: messenger RNA, 1941 nt
Organism: Cynara cardunculus var. scolymus (artichoke)
Lineage: Eukaryota; Viridiplantae; Streptophyta; Magnoliopsida; Asterales; Asteraceae
Product: protein FLX-like 3
Exons: 5
Coding region: 86-799 (237 amino acids)
Source: RefSeq, a predicted model, not a curated record